Paramuricea clavata is the source of this 642-nucleotide messenger RNA. The record is from the annotation of a GenBank genome assembly. NCBI's taxonomy places the organism in Eukaryota, Metazoa, Cnidaria, Anthozoa, Malacalcyonacea, Plexauridae.
AUGUCGAGAAAGUCAUUUCCCGAAUCAGAAUUUGACGCUGAUUCGAAUGGUGGAAGUCUUGUCGCCAGCCGUUGCUUUGGUCCGGAGCCACGGUUGGGUAAAAAUUUGGCGAGAAGGGUGAAAUCCAAAAAAAUCUCUGGGAAGUCAUUUUCUGAAUCAGAAUUUGACUCUGAUUCGAAUGGUGGUAGUCUUGUCGCCAACCCUUGCUUUGGUCCGGAGCUAUGGUUGGGUGAAAAAUUGGCGAGAAGGGUGAAAUCCAAAAAAAUGUCUGGGAAGUCAUUUUCUGAAUCAGAAUUUGACGCUGAUUCGAAUGGUGGUAGUCUUGUCGCUAUCCGUUGCUUUGGUCCGGAGCUAUGGUUGGGUGAAAAUUUGGCGAGAAAGGUGAAAUCCCAAAAAAUGUCGAGAAAGUCAAUUCCCGAAUGCGAAUUUCACGCUGAUUCGAAUGGUGGUAGUCUUGUCGCCAACCGUUGCUUUUGUUCGGAGCUAUGGUUGGGUGAAAAAUUGGCGAGAAGGGUGAAAUCCAAAAAAUGUCUGGGAAGUCAUUUUCUGAAUCAGAAUUUGACGCUGAUUCGAAUGGUGGUAGUCUUGUCGCUAGCCGUUGCUUUGGUCCGGAGCUAUGGUUGGGUGAACUUUGGCGAGUAG